UGGCAUUUAGGAUUUAGGGUAUAUCAAAAAGAUUAUUUUCGUUGUAUGGAUACAAUUUUAAUUCUAGCACAAACAGUUGGAAAUGUUAUCCCUUCAGAUCGUCGAUGUACAAGAUGUGUUGUCUAUUUUGGAUAAUAAAUGUGUAUUUAUACUUGGACUUGUGAUUUGGUCAAUUGUGGUGUACAGUGAUUACAAUUCCAGCAUAAAUACUCCAGCAGUACCUAUGAGACAUGGAUUUCCAGACAGAAAUUCCUGUACAUUUUGUACAAUGCAUGGGCAAGAUGUGAAACGGAGUUUUGAAAUGUCUAAAUCCUAUUGCUGUUUAUAAUAGCUAUAGAGUAAGACAUUCACACAUCAUAUAGGAAGAUAGCUGUACAAACAAUAGACUUGAGAAGUCACUAUCCAAUGUUAACUAAAGCUACCACCAGUGAGCAAAUAAUUGGCAAGUUUUAUAUUUCCCACUAUAUCCAAAUAUGACCAAAUCCUUGAAAUAUCAUUAUGUGCUCAAGUUGAGGCAGUAAACAAUUACUAACCAAUACUGAGUUUCAGAUCAUCCUUCAACUUCUGCUCAGCGACCAAUACAGCAGUUAGAACAUACAUCUUUGGCCACCACUUCUACAGAGCAAGUAAAUCUUAGUUUACGUCAAGUGGAUCACACUGGAGGGGCGCCGGAUUAGACAGGGGCCCACUGUAUUGAGUCAAAUUGGCAAAAACAGUGAUCAUCAGAACCCGUCUAAACUUUACCAGUAAUACAGCUAUUGUCCAUCCGACCACAGACAGCCAACCAUGGAUAGCUGAUAUGUGCAAAUCAGCAUGGUCUAAUCUAGUCUAAAUGGUUAGAGAUUUUAUAUAUCUUUCUUUUUCAGUUUAAGAAUCUAGAAGACGUGUCCAGAAAAAUUAUUCCGCGCAGAGGUGUGACCAGAGAGAUACAACGGACUUCAAGAAGCAGGACGUGAUGUAGGGUGUUCCAGGAGGAAAUUGACUUAGUGAAAUGCUAGAUAGUAUGGACCGAGACGGAAGUUUAUCUAGACACGCCAAAACGUUAACAUCACAUACCUCAGGCACUAUUGAAAUGAUUUUGAGGAAAUUUUGCAAAAUAUUAAAGUAAAUUAAGAGUAACAAAAAACUAGUUGGAAAAUUAAAAAAAUCAAGGUCGGA
Messenger RNA from Acanthoscelides obtectus, 1158 nucleotides. Lineage: Eukaryota; Metazoa; Arthropoda; Insecta; Coleoptera; Chrysomelidae. The record is from the annotation of a GenBank genome assembly.